AAAAACAGACCCUCCUCUUACGGUGUAACGGUUUAACACGAGAAAUUUUUAAAGCUGUGGAUAAUGCUACAAGGAGACUGCUACAAGAGCAUCAAAUAAAUUCACGGUUGUCGUGGAUGCGGCAGUUGUGGUUCGUCGAGGGCGGCAUUGGUGACGCCGCCGGUGGUAUAACGGUGGCUAUGAGCGGUACCACUUGCGACUUUCUGUUGCGGUUUCAAGGAAAGAAAGGAUAGAAAAGAUGGACUGAAGUAAGUAAAUAAAUCCUCUGUUCUGAUAUUGUUGUUCAUUGCAAUGUAACUGACAUGGACGUCCCACUGUCGCGUCAUCAGAUUCUGAGUUGUACUGGAUUUUCAUAUUAUUCGAUAAACCCCACAUUUUCCAGAGAAAAGCCUAUGUUGUUUUCUGGGUAUUGUUUGUUUGAAAAAAGAAAAUGGAGAACCCCAUUUUCUCAAAUCACUUGUUGUUUAGUAGAGCAAGGGUUAAAACCACGACCCAUGUUCAAACCUUCAAAAACCAACCUUGAUACUGGGAAAGAUACCCACUUGGAAGAAACCCAGAUUACAACUCCUAGUUUAGGACUAUGUGCACAGAUAGAGAAGUUAGUUUUGCACAAAAAGUAUCAAGAAGCGCUUGAAUUGUUCGAAAUAUUGGAGUCUGAGAGUGAUAACUACGAUGUGGGUAAAAGAACGUAUGAGGCCCUAGUGAAUGCCUGUAUCGGUUUGAAGUCGAUUCGAGGGGUCAAAAGGGUGUUCAGUUAUAUGGUGAAUAGUGGGUUUGAGCCGGAUCAGUAUAUGAUGAAUAGGGUUCUGUUGAUGCAUGUGAGGUGCGGGAUGAUGAGUGAUGUACUCUAUUUGUUCGAUGAAAUGCCUGAGAGGAACUUGGUUUCGUGGCAUACGGUGAUUGGGGGACUAGUGGGCAGGGGAGAUUACAGUGGGGCUUUUGCUUUGUUUCUAGAAAUGUGGGAGGAAUUUCCCGUAGUUGGGUCGCACACAUUUUCUACAAUGCUUCGAGCAGCUUCUGGUUUGGGACUUGUUUUUGCUGGGAGACAGUUGCAUUCAUGUGCUUUGAAGGAGGGUUUAGGUAGAGAUAGCUUUGUAUCUAGUGCCUUAAUUGACAUGUAUGGUAAGUGUGGCAACAUUGAGGAUGCUCAAUGUGUUUUUGAUGAGAUGCCUGAGAAAAGCACAAUCGCAUGGAAUUCACUCAUGGCAGGUUAUGCACUUCACGGCUAUGGUGAGGAAGUUUUGGAUAUGUACAAUGCGAUGCAGGAUUCUGGUGUUAAAAUGGACCACUUUACGUUCUCGAUAAUCUUAAGUGUUUGUGCUAAGUUAGGUUCAUUAGAACAAACAAAACAAGCACACGCGGGUCUAGUUCGCCAUGGUUUCGGGUCAGAUAUAGUUGCUAAUACAGCACUUGUGGACGUUUAUUGCAAAUGGGGAAGAAUAGAAGAUGCUAGGAACGUCUUUGACAAGAUGCCAAAGAAGAAUGCCAUAUCCUGGAAUGCCUUAAUCCAUGGAUAUGGUAAUCAUGGUCUUGCGACUGCGGCGAUUGAGCUGUUUGAGCAGAUGCUUCAUGAAGGAAUUGGUCCUGAUCAUGUUACUUUUCUUGCUGUUCUAUCUGCUUGUAGCUAUUCGGGUUUAUCAGAUCGUGGGUGGGCAAUUUUUGAUUCGAUGAGCAGAGAUUUUAAAGUUGAGCCAAGGGCAAUGCACUAUGCAUGUAUGAUAGAAUUAUUAGGACGAGCAGGGCUUUUAGAUGAAGCCUUUGCUUUAAUACAAGAUGCUCCGUUUCCCCCAACGGUGAACAUGUGGGCUGCUUUGCUGAGAGCUUGUAGGGUACAUAAGAACUUGGUGCUAGGAAAAUUUGCAGCAGAGGAGAUUUAUAGAAUGGAACCGGAAAAGCUUAGUGACUACGCUGUGGUUUUGAAUAUAUACAAGGGAUCCGAAAUGUUGAAGGAAGCUGCUGGAGUUCUCCAGACGUUGAAAAGAAGGGGAUUGAAAAUGGGUCCUGUUUGCACAUGGAUUGAAAUCAACAAACAGCCACAUGUUUUUGUUUCUGGAGGUAUCCAAGCAGAAGGGAUAGAGGAGAAAAUGGUUGAAUUGAUGGUGGAGAUCUCAAAGCAUGGUUAUCUGCAUGGGGAAAAGUUUGUCCUUCCUGAUGUGGAUGAGAGGGAACAGAGGGAGCUAGUGUUUCACAGUGAGAAAGUGGCAAUUGCAUUUGGGCUUAUCAACACUUCUUCUGCAGGGUUGCAACUUGUGCAGAGCCAUCGAAUUUGUCUUGACUGCCAUAAUGCGAUUAAAUUGAUAGCUUUGGUUACUGGACGGGAAUUUACUCUGAGGGAUGCCAGCAGAUUUCAUCGUUUUAAAGAUGGGACUUGUUCUUGUGGGGACUACUGGUGAUGGUCAUCAUAAUUUGCCGUUGGUAGAAGGAUUUUGGAAUACGCAAAAAUCUUAUGAUGGUGAAGAAGACCACUUGUUGCGGGAAUGGGUAAAGUGCCAUUCGACUGAGUUCGUGAUCAAGAUUACUGAUGGUAACAGCAGAAGUAAUUUUGGCGGUGGUUUUAUGGUGGUUGUUCCUAAUUUCUGAUAUCCAAUCUGGGUUUCGUAAGGUUUCUGAGGGGUUUGAUCUUGUUUGAAUGCUAGAGUCGAGGCCAAGAAGUUGAAGACGGAUGCCAUGGAUGAAGGUAUUGAAGUCUGCUGAUUUCGGAUAGAUCUUUGGGUCAUGACAGGGACUUUCUCUACUAUUACUUGGUUUGAUCUAUGCUUAUAUUUCUGAAUCAGUAUUAGACUUGAUGGCGAUUGAAGUGAGCUUUGGGCAAUUAUGAUUGAACUACUGUUUCACGGAAGAGCAUUGGACAGUAAGAAGCUGCCUGUUUCCUGAAUAAUUCCAUUUUCCUAAUGAGGAUAAAAAGUGUGCUAAACCAGCAAACAUGCCAUGAAGAAUGAUACUACUAGUAUUUCCGUUUGACCAAAAAAAAAAAAGAAUGAUGCUACUGAACUGUCGCGAGAAAGACUAUAAAGACGCUGACAUUAGGCCUGUACAUCUCAACAAUGGUUGGAGUACCAUUCACAUCUUCGAUUACUGGCUUCUAUGGUGAACAUGUUUGUUCAACGAAAUGGGUCUAUUGCUCUACUUAAAGACGUCUGCUCCUGGUAAAUGUUCUAGCAACACUAAAUGCGGAGCUUGAAACUGGUGGCGCUAAGUACUCCAUAAGUAAUUAUAAUUUGAAACUCCUAAACAGCGACAGUUUGAAACGGGUGUGUAGAUGAUGUUUCAGAAAGAUACCAUGAAAACAUAGUUGCAUUCUACUUUCAUUAAUUUUAUCCAGAGAACCGGUACGAUCGCAGUCUACCCGUUAGUCAAUUUUCCAAGUUUUUUACAAAACGGAGGAUGUGUUGGUUAUUGUACAUCAGGUUAGUUUUGUACUCUGGAUCUGAGGCUUUACUCGAGAAAUGGUUUGUUGUGGCAAAAUAUCUUGAAUUCAAGGAACCAUUUUCUAUGUUGGAGCAAGCCAUAAAAGGUCUAUGCGAAAAGAAGUCUAUUUUGGACCAGUAUUGAAAGGUGAACAAUCAGUGGCAGUGGCCUAGGGCCAGAAAUCCAGCUAUUAGAGAAAUUUUGAGGACCAGCCUAAACUCUUUGGUGUCUAAGGUAUCUCAUGAAGACUCUGUAGUGUGGAACCUGAACCCUAAUCGAAAAUUCUCUGUGCCGUCUGCCUAGCAUGCCUUCAGGAAUCCUAAACCCUCGGUAGGUUGGUAAAAGGUUGUUUGGUUUAAACAUGCUAUCCCCAGAUGGUCCAUUAUCCAGUGGUUAGCUGUGUUGGGCAGACUAUCUACCAGGGAUAGGUUACAGGUUUGGGGGGUGAUAGCAGAUGCUCAUUGUGUUCUAUUUUCUGAUGCAGUAGAGACUCAUAAUCAUCUCUUCUUCCAAUGCUCCCAUGCUCUACAGUUUUUGAGGGUUUUGCAGACCAAACUCAAUGAUCCUUGUCCAUUGACAACCCAAAACAACCUGUCUUACACUUUGAAAACUCAAAAAAUAGAACAUCAAGCUAACUCAAGAAUUCAAGCUGGAAGGUGCCAAGGGGAAGAGAGAGACAGGUUUGCAUCUGACUUCUGGACUCUUCUCCAUGAACAGAGGCAAGCUCUUAUAUCAGUUACACUUUUGGCCUCCAGCAGCUGUACAAUAAGGCCACAAUGUUAAAUAUCCUUCAGAAUGGAUGGGACAAGGUCAUAGUGGUUCUCAGUUCCCUAGGUUGGUCUCAAAAAUUGUCCUAGCAGCGGCUAUUUACCAUAUAUGGCGUGAGCGUAAUAGAAGAAUAUUUCAACAUUGUUGCUUUAUUGUACAGCUUUUGGAGGCCAAAAGUGUAACUGAUAUAAGAGCUUGCCUCUGUUCAUGGAGAAGAGUA
Molecule: messenger RNA, 4396 nt
Organism: Rhododendron vialii
Lineage: Eukaryota; Viridiplantae; Streptophyta; Magnoliopsida; Ericales; Ericaceae
Product: pentatricopeptide repeat-containing protein At5g50390, chloroplastic
Exons: 4
Coding region: 303-2393 (696 amino acids)
Biological process (GO): RNA modification
Molecular function (GO): zinc ion binding; RNA binding; protein binding
Source: RefSeq, a predicted model, not a curated record